AUGGCGCUGGCUGUUCGUCUUUUGCCCCGCUUGCUGCUCGCUCCGCCGCUGCCCGGCGGGGCCAGCCGACCCCGGACUCCCCGUGGAGCCGAGGUGAGACCGCCGUUGGCUGAACUCUGCCGCUUCUGCCGCCGCCGCCUCGGCUCCGGACCGGUCCCGCUUCCUCGAGUCACUUGGGCCUCGGCGCUGCCCGCUCGGGGCCCGCAGCGUCCCCUGCUCAGCCCUCCGGGACUACCCGCAGCCCUCUCCGCUUUCCCUGCCUACCCCCGGCGCAGCUACAGCGCCGAGGAGCAGCCCCAGCCGCGCCAGAAAACCAAGAUGAUCAUUCUGGGAUUCUCCAACCCCAUCAACUGGGUUCGGACUCGAAUUUACGCUUUCCUGAUCUGGGCCUAUUUCGACCAAGAGUUCAGCAUCGCAGAAUUCUCUGAGGGAGCGAAGCAGGCUUUUGCUCAUGUGUCCAAGUUGCUGUCACAAUGCAAAUUUGAUCUAUUGGAAGAACUUGUGGCCAAAGAGGUGCUACAUGUAUUGAAGGAAAAGGUUACUUCAUUACCUGAUAACCAUAAAAAUGCCCUUGCUGCUGACAUAGAUGAAAUUGUAUACACAUCAACAGGAGACAUCUCCAUUUACUAUGAUGAGAAAGGAAGGAAGUUUGUUAACAUCCUGAUGUGCUUUUGGUAUCUAACCAGUGCCAACAUCCCCAGUGAAACUUUAAGUGGAGCCAGUGUAUUCCAGGUUAAAUUGGGGGAUCAGAACGUGGAAACUAAACAACUUCUUAGUGCAAGCUAUGAAUUUCAGAGGGAGUUUACACAAGGAGUAAAGCCUGACUGGACCAUCGCACGGAUUGAACACUCAAAGUUAUUAGAAUGA
Messenger RNA from Puma concolor (puma), 867 nucleotides. RefSeq names its product matrix AAA peptidase interacting protein 1 (gene MAIP1). Gene Ontology annotation, cellular component: mitochondrial inner membrane. NCBI's taxonomy places the organism in Eukaryota, Metazoa, Chordata, Mammalia, Carnivora, Felidae. Gene Ontology annotation, biological process: protein insertion into mitochondrial inner membrane from matrix. Gene Ontology annotation, molecular function: ribosome binding. The record is from RefSeq and is a predicted model, not a curated record.